Mus pahari (shrew mouse) is the source of this 3271-nucleotide messenger RNA. RefSeq names its product solute carrier family 22 member 15 (gene Slc22a15). Lineage: Eukaryota; Metazoa; Chordata; Mammalia; Rodentia; Muridae. Gene Ontology annotation, biological process: transmembrane transport. The record is from RefSeq and is a predicted model, not a curated record. Gene Ontology annotation, cellular component: membrane. Gene Ontology annotation, molecular function: transmembrane transporter activity. The transcript is spliced from 12 exons. The coding region runs from base 246 to 1880 and encodes 544 amino acids.
GGUCGGCUGCAGGGUCCCGCCUGCGCCUGGGCCCCAGCCCCGCCCGGUCCUCCACCCCCGGUUCGGCCCAGUCCUCUGUCCCCGCCUCGGCCGCGAUCCACCCGGUCCUCCUUCCCCGUCCCCGCCACUCGGCCCUCCGUCCCCGCCCGGCUCAGUCCUUGGUCCCUCCGCCGCCCGAUCUUCAGCCACCGAGCAGCCAGGUCCUCCGUCGCGGUGGCGGCCGGGUCCUCGGGCGCGAGCCCGCCAUGGAGGUGGAGGAGGCGUUCCAGGCGGUGGGCGAGAUGGGCCUCUAUCAGAUGUACUUGUGCUUCCUGCUGGCCGUGCUGCUGCAGCUCUAUGUGGCCACAGAAGCCAUCCUCAUUGCACUGAUUGGAGCUACACCAGCAUACCACUGGGACAUGGCGGAUCUCCUGCCCAACCAGAGCCACAGCAACCAGACUUUGGGCAAAGGCCAGGCCUUCGGGGACUGGCUGCUGACCGCCAAUGGCAGUGAAAUCCAUAAGCAUGUGCAUUUCAGCAACAGCUUCACUUCUAUUGCCUCUGAGUGGUUUCUAAUUGCCAACCGAUCUUACAAAGUCAGCGCGGCCAGCUCCCUUUUCUUCAGCGGCGUGUUCGUUGGCGUUAUCUCCUUCGGUCAGCUUUCAGAUCGAUUUGGAAGGAAAAAAGUCUAUCUCACAGGUUUUGCUCUUGACAUCUUAUUUGCUAUCGCAAAUGGAUUUUCCCCCUCCUAUGAAUUCUUUGCAGUAACUCGCUUCUUGGUGGGCAUGAUGAAUGGAGGGAUGUCCCUGGUGGCCUUUGUCUUGCUAAACGAGUGCGUGGGCACCGCCUACUGGGCACUUGCAGGAUCGAUUGGCGGUCUCUUCUUUGCUGUUGGCAUCGCGCAGUAUGCCCUAUUAGGGUACUUCAUCCGCUCCUGGAGGACCCUAGCUGUUCUGGUCAACCUUCAGGGAACAGUGGUCUUCCUCUUAUCUUUAUUCAUUCCUGAAUCACCUCGUUGGUUAUACUCCCAGGGUCGGCUGAGUGAGGCGGAAGAGGCUCUGUACCUCAUUGCCAAGAGGAACCGCAAGCUCAAGUGUACAUUCUCACUAACAUACCCGGCCAACAGGAGCUACAGGGCAACUGGAAGCUUCCUAGAUCUGUUCCGUUACCGGAUCCUCCUAGGACAUACCCUGAUCCUGAUGUUCAUCUGGUUUGUGUGCAGCUUGGUGUACUACGGCCUCACCCUGAGUGCGGGUGACCUAGGGGGCAGCAUUUAUGCCAACCUGGCUUUAUCUGGCCUCAUAGAGAUUCCAUCCUACCCUCUCUGCAUCUACCUGAUUAACCAAAGAUGGUUUGGUCGGAAGCGCACACUGGCAGCUUUUCUGUGCCUUGGAGGACUGGCCUGUCUUAUUGUGAUGUUUCUUCCGGAAAAGAAAGACACAGGCGUGUUUGCGGUGGUCAACAGCCAUUCCUUAUCCCUGCUGGGGAAACUGACCAUCAGUGCUGCCUUCAACAUUGUUUACAUCUACACCUCUGAGCUGUACCCCACGGUCAUCAGAAACGUCGGCCUGGGAGCGUGCUCCAUGUUCUCCCGAGUCGGUGGGAUCAUUGCCCCCUUCGUCCCCUCCCUGAAGGACGUACAGUGGUCUCUGCCCUUCAUCGUGUUUGGAGCCACAGGCCUGACCUCAGGCCUCCUGAGCCUCUUAUUGCCAGAGACUCUGAACAGCCCUUUGCUGGAGACAUUUUCUGAUCUUCAAAUGUACUCAUACAGGAGGUUAGGGGAGGAAGCGCUGUCUCUUCAGACCUUGGACCCUCCACAGCCCCUGGACAAGACCAGCAGCGAGAGUGAGGAGGAGGAAGAGUUCUAUGAUGCAGAUGAGGAGACACAGAUGAUCAAGUGAACAGCCUGCAUUCCUGCCCAGAAGCAGAGCCCCGUCAUCCUUAGUGCCUCGUUCAGCUUCAGCACCAGAGAUGUACUCAGCCCACACUGACGCUUUCCAGACAGGAAAGGCGGUGGAGGAGAGAUUCCAAAAGGGAGAACUUGCUGCGUUGAGAGAGUCAUUGCUGACUUGUUCGGGACUGGGGCUGAGCUCAGCACCGGUCUCUGGCUGCACAGCUCAGAUCCACCCUGUAGGACUGGUGCUUCAUGCCACUACCCUUCCUCGGGACCUAAGAGUGGGUGUAUGAAACUGCUCCCACUUUAACUAGGAUUAGACCUUCCCUGAGAUUUCAUCUUCCUAGCAAGCAUCCCUGUCACUUGCUUCUCCCCCACCAGGAACCUUCUGGUGCAGGCUGAUGUGUACAGAGCUCCCAGCUUCCCCUCAGCUCACUGGCUGGUUCCCAGCUCAUUGGUUGCUGGUGCAGCUUGUGCCUUUAGUCUGAGGUCAUUCACUAAUAAAGGGCAGAAUUAGCGGAGCAGCUAUCAGAAGACUGGCUGUGGCAGGGAAGAUCCCUUUGACACUUGCGUCGUGCGGAUUUUUCCCCACUUGGAAGCAUUUGGGGAAUGUUUUCCUUUGUGAGAUUCUAGCAUCAGCAAUAACUUCAAAAUCAUGCCUAGUCAACAAGGAAACUUUACAGACUGAGGGUGGCGAGCAAGUGAUGCACUAAGCACUUUUUAAAUGACUUAAGAGUGGAGAUUUUCUCUCACAGUGUCGUCAGUGUGCAACAAGGGACAUGCACAGCACACCAGGACCGGACUCUGCCCUGCAUCAGUCUCUACUUGUUAUUUAAAAGGCAGGGCGGGUUUUUUUUUGUUUUUAAAGAAAAUUGUGGGUUUUCAUUGAGUGCUUCCAUAGAUUUCCAAAUGAAUCAAAACCUGUCUCUCACAGAACUUGAACAAUGGCAUAUAAGCCAGGAGUCCACAUGUGGGCAAUCAAUCGAUCACAUCCCGAUCAGGGAAACAGCUGUGUGUUUAGGAUUUCUGUGCCUGCUAAUCUCCUGGGAGUAGAAAGCACACCGAUGUGAAGGGAAGGUGCUCUGUAGAUGCCCCUGGAAACUGUGCAAGCCUGUGUUCUUUGCCUCCAGAUAUGUUCCUGGACUCCUCCGUGUUGUCUGGGCUUUUACUGUACCCGUCUGUUCCUCUGUUAAAUCAUUUUUCCUUUGUGCCCUUGGGCAUGGGGGAGCCAUUCCUACCAUUAUGGGGAACACUGGUUGGCCAGAAUGCAGUGAAGACCCCAUAGGUGAUCCUGUGUCUAGCUGUCAGAAAGAUCAUAGAACUCCCUGCAGCAUCAUAUCUGCAAAUUCCUGUAAAGGGCAUCCCACCCUCCAAAGUGCAAAGUCCUGCUGCUCUCCG